This is a messenger RNA of Paralichthys olivaceus (Japanese flounder), 2308 nucleotides long. NCBI's taxonomy places the organism in Eukaryota, Metazoa, Chordata, Actinopteri, Pleuronectiformes, Paralichthyidae. The record is from RefSeq and is a predicted model, not a curated record.
GUACUCACAGGAAGUCAGGUCGACCCGUCGCCAUCAAAGUCAUCGACAAGACUCGUUUUCCCACCAAACAAGAGACGCAGCUGAGGAAUGAAGUUUCCAUUCUGCAGAAUCUGUCGCACAACGGUGUGGUUCUGUUGGAGGGGAUGUUCGAGACCGUCCAGCAUGUCUUUGUCGUCAUGGAGAAGCUCCACGGAGACAUGCUGGAGAUGAUUCUGUCCAAUGAGAAAGGACGACUCCCUGAACGCAACACUCGCUUCCUGGUCAUCCAGAUCCUUGAGGCCCUGCGUUAUCUGCACUUGAAGCACAUCGCUCACUGUGACCUCAAACCUGAGAACGUUCUCCUGGCCUCAGCGGAGCCCCUCCCUCAGGUGAAGCUGUGCGACUUCGGCUUCGCCCGCAUCAUCAGCGAGAAGUCCUUCCGCCGCACGGUGGUGGGGACGCCGGCCUACCUGGCGCCCGAGGUCAUCAGCAGCAGCGGCUACAACCGCUCGCUGGACAUGUGGUCAGUGGGCGUCAUCAUGUACGUGAGCCUGAGCGGGACGUUCCCCUUCAACGAGGACGAGGACAUCAAACAGCAGAUCACCAACGCCUCCUUCAUGUAUCCACGGCAACCGUGGUCCUCCAUCUCACUGGAGGCUGUGAGUCUCAUCAACAACCUGCUGCGGGUGUCGCUCAGACAGAGGUUCAGUGUGGGCAGAGCUCUGGGACACCCCUGGCUGCAGGACUUCCAGCUGUGGUGCGACCUCCGGGUGUUCGAGCAGAGGAUGGGCUGCAGGUACCUGACGCACCGGGGGGACGAGGAGCGCUGGAUUCGCCACGCCCAGGAGAAAGGCCUGGACUUCCCCUCCCACCUCAGCUUGGAGCCCGAGGACGAGCCUGACACGUGAGGUCAGGACGGGGGUGAAAGGUCAGACGUGUUUUGCUUAGAUCCUGAACUCGUCAGUCAGCAGAGAACCUGAUUGUCCACGUCUCUACAUUUGUUUUGUCUCUUUCUCCUGUUAUUACAAUUUAACACCAUGGAACCGUUAGUGAGCAACAGCGCCCUCUGCAGCCACACACGGUGACUCGUUCUGUUCGAGCUGCUGAUUCACUUGAAGAGAAAUCCAAGAGAAACAAGUCACAGUGAAGAUCUUUAAAAAUAACGACACGGGAAGCUCCUGUUCAGUUAUAUCAUUUUUCUUUUUUAUUCCAAGUUGUGGUGUUUUUAGUUGGACUGUGUGAAAGUGAGUGUUUCGUGGCGUCAGUGAUGAACACAGUGAGUCGAGGAUGAAGGACGGAGGAGAAUGAGGAGAACUCGCGCUGCUUUAAUCAUGGCCGACCCGUCAUUUAAAAAAAGGGACUAAACCCUAUGAGCUCCCUCCCUGACAAAGUUCCGCCACGGUCCCACGUACAGGAUCGAUUCUUCUUAAUUAGUCCGCAACUUUCCUGACGCCCUGUCGUCUCUCUCACUGCUCGACGCCCCUCUGUCUAAGUCCCUCCUCCUCCGCGGAGAGGCGUGUGAUUUCUCUCUGUGGCCGCGGCCCUCUCACUUUUAUAUUCUUUUACCCACAGUGCUUUGCUUCGAGUUGCUCUCUCUCUCUGUUCAUCACUCAGCGCUUCAAAGUUCAGAUUCUCUCAUUCAUCCUCCGCUUGUUCCUGCGCUUCUUAAAGGUUUUUAAGAUCUCCAGGAGGAAGGCGAUAGCUGCUAACGUUCAUGUGUCACUGUGGUGUUUUGAAAUGUUUUGACGUGUUCGUUACGCCCCGGGCCACACUGGCUGCGUGGGCGUCGCGUGUGCGCCGCAGAAUGUCUUUUAUUAUCAGGUUCAAGCUAAACUGAGCCGCGCUGCUCUUCUGGAGUCGGAGUGCACCGCGCUCGGUUCACAGCAACAAUAAAAAUCAUGUGUCAAAUACGCCACCAACAAUUGUAGCACUUCCUGUUCCUGUUUCAAAGUAAAAGCACUCCAGCGUUUUAAGAUUUGUAUUGUUAUUGCAGGACCAGAAGCUGCACAGCUUCAUACCGUAGAGUCCUGCCGUUUACUCCAGUAUAACGCAGUACUUUUAAGAAAACACAGUAGUGAUACCAGUAACCUUAUGUAGCAGCUCCGCAGCAGACGCGCUCCCUGUGUGACGCAGCAGAUCAGCGACGCAGCCGCCACGCGCCGCUCACGCCCUCAGUGUGGCCCGGACUCUAACACCCGACCGUCCUCUGCUGACCGAGACGCUCGGGCUCCUGAUGAUGGGUUUUACAUGAUUUAAGGAAGAGUCUGAGACUCACAGCAUUUCUAAACUUCAACAUAGCAUGCAUCUGCACAAAUACACAACCAACCAA